GGGCUCGGCCUCCCCUCCCGCUCCCCCUCCUCCCUCUCUAUCUCAUCCUUUGGGCUGCUUUCUAGGAGGGUACGUGAAAGUCCACCAAAGGUAAGGCUCAGCAGCCGUUCACCUCCUCCCGCCCCGCUUCCCUCCUGUUUCUGUGCCGGCCCUUGCCCUUUGCCCUCUCUCGCGGCGGGGUGAGAGGUCAGGUGGCCAUCUUGUGGCGGCGGCGGAGGCGGCUGUUACUGAGGAGACUCGGCCUCCCCCUCAGGCCUCGGCCCCUCAGGCUCUCGGCCUGGCCUGACAAGUUAGUCGCAGGUCGGUCUCGGACUGGAUCUCGCCCUGGGCCUCGAGUCCAUCGGCUGCCGCCUCCCGCUCCGCCCCGCCUGGAAGCCCGCCGGUCCUCCCUCCCUCCCGCCACCAUGUCCUCUUUCUCGGAGUCCGCGCUUGAGAAGAAACUCUCCGAGCUGAGUAACUCCCAGCAGAGCGUCCAGACGUUGUCUCUGUGGCUGAUCCACCACCGCAAGCACGCGGGGCCCAUCGUCUCAGUGUGGCAUCGCGAGCUCCGCAAAGCCAAAUCAAAUAGAAAGCUUACGUUUUUAUACUUAGCAAAUGAUGUCAUCCAAAACAGUAAGAGGAAGGGGCCUGAAUUCACUAGGGAAUUUGAAUCUGUCCUCGUGGAUGCUUUUUCCCAUGUUGCCAGAGAGGCAGAUGAAGGCUGUAAAAAGCCUUUAGAAAGAUUGCUGAACAUCUGGCAAGAAAGAAGUGUUUAUGGUGGUGAGUUCAUUCAGCAGCUGAAGUUAUCUAUGGAAGACUCCAACAGCCCUCCACCCAAAGCCACAGAAGAGAAGAAAUCUCUCAAGCGAACUUUUCAGCAGAUACAAGAAGAUGAAGACGAUGAUUACCCUGGAAGCUAUUCUCCCCAAGAUCCUACCGCAGGCCCUCUCUUGACUGAGGAACUGAUCAAAGCCCUGCAGGAUUUAGAAAAUGCUGCAUCAGGUGAUGCAACUGUGAGGCAGAAAAUUGCCUCACUACCACAAGAAGUGCAAGAUGUUUCACUUCUAGAGAAGAUUACAGACAAAGAGGCAGCUGAACGUCUUUCAAAGACAGUGGAUGAAGCAUGUUUGUUACUAGCAGAAUAUAAUGGGCGACUGGCAGCAGAACUGGAAGACAGACGCCAGCUGGCACGCAUGUUGGUGGAAUAUACCCAGAACCAGAAAGAUGUUUUGACAGAGAAGGAGAAAAAACUAGAAGAGUAUAAGCAGAAGCUUGCUCGGGUAACCCAAGUGCGCAAGGAGCUGAAGUCACACAUACAGAGCCUUCCAGACCUGUCGCUGCUUCCUAAUGUUACAGAUCCUGAAACAGAUGAAAAAUUGGCUACCUUAAAGAAGACCAGCUGGCGAGGGGAGCUGGAGCCCUUUCAACUGUGAGGAGGAAGUUCAAUCAGCCUUUGAAAUGUACUUAAAGAUAGGUCUGAUAGAAACAAAAUUGUUAAUGUUUAAAAGUGAAGAAUGCUACACUCAAACCAGUCCUGAAGUGAGGGCUUUAGGAAGACCCUGGAUAAGCAGAUCCCUUGGCUCCCAGGAGGUGCACUGUAAACCUUUCCUAUCUCUCUGGCAUAGUUUGUGAAGCCCUUGUGAUGAUGAUCGCUGUCGGGGAGAGGGUCCGGGCCUUUUGGGGAAAAUGAACAUUCCCAAGGACUGCCAGACCUCAGGGGCCCAUCGACCAGUUCCACAAUCUCAUUUUGGUAUUUCCCUUUUCAGCUUCAAAGGGCCUGUCCAGAGCAGGGCCACUCUAGUGGCUAAGAACCCAGAGACAUCUGGAUAUUAUUCCGAAUGACCUGUAAGUCUGUGAAUCUAUUCCCAGUAGUUUGUUUCUUAUCUCUCCAUGCCGGAACAGAGAGAGCUUUGAGAACAGGGUUGGUGAAGUUCAUUAAGCAGUUAGGAAAAAAAAAUGUGACAACAUCCCUUGUUAUGGCACAGAUUCAGAUAGCUCUUGUAUCAAAUCAAAGAUCAUUGGAUUUUGAAGACUACUGAUUAGCCAAGUGACCUUAAUCAAGUCACUUUUCCUCCCUGGGCCUCAAGUUUCCUCAUCUAUUAAAUGAAGGGACCUGAGUAGAUCUCUCAGGUCCCUUCAAGCUCUAAAUCCUACAAAAUAUUCCAGGUACCUUUCCCCAUUCCCUCCUAUGCUAGUCUAAGACUGCAGAAAGAUAUAAUGUGCUUAGUGUGUAACAGAAUGUCCCAGAGGGUGGAUAUGAUCCACCAGGUCAUCUUGAACUGGUAUCUGCUUAUGCUCCUACUCUCCCCUUUUGCAGGGUCAGGAUUCUCAACAGAGAGGGGAACUCAGCCUUCAGUCACUGAUCUCCAUCCCCAAACCUCAUCAACGAAUUGCAAUCUUAGCCCAUUUCCACCCUCCCAAAAAGUGAUGAGAGUCAUAGAAUCUCAUAUUUUGAGGUAAUCCAAUCCAAAUCUCCUCUAUGAUAUCCCUGAUAAGGAGUCAUUCCUCCUUCAUUUUUGAACACCUUCAAUGUUGGGGAAGCUCCUACUAGGGUAGCCUGUUCCAUUGCUGGACAAAUCUUAUUUUUAGAACACUCCUGAAGACAUCUGUUCUCCUAGUGCCAUCCCAGCAUUCAUAAACAAGGAAUCUGAGGUUCAGAGAGAAUAACUUUCCUCAAGAUCACACAGCUAGCUAGUUAGUGGUGGACAGAUUAGAAAGAAAGGUGUUAGUGAUGUAUAGGUAAAAAUACAUUACACUUUUAAGUAAGGAGACCUGGAUUCUAGUCCCAGGAUUGAGUUCAUUGCUGUGACCUUUACAUCUGGCCAUUAUUCAAGCCAAAGCUUGGAGGCUUUGACACUAACGCAACUACUGUUGGGGGGGGGAUCAGAGAAUGGAAUAUUCAGUGAAUAUCCAGAGUGGUAGCCUCAUUUUAAAAGCAAACAUAACCCACCUAACAUCAGGGUGCAAAAAGGAAACUUGCUGCUAAUGUUGAUGAGGUGGCAGUUUCCCAAAGCCAAAAAGAUCUGUUUGGAGGGCAGCAGACUGACCAACAGUUUGAUCUCUGCUGUUUACUGGUGGCACAGGGAAACUUGUAAUGAGAGAGCUCCAAAAUGCAGCCAAGAUCAGUUCCUCAGAAAGCUAUCAUGUGGCCCUAAGCCUUCCCAUCCUCAGAGAUGCCUGUGAAAAUCCUCCUCAAGGAAGCCCUUCUGAAUUCUGAGUCUGAUGAGGGUGCUCCUUCUCCUUCAGGUUUGUUGCUGUAAAAAGUCAGGCAGAAAUUAUGAAGAAGGAAGAUAAUCACUUCUUACUCUACGGAUCAGGUAUAAUUCUCACAAGGUAAGAAAGAUAAGGAUGUCAGAGCUGGGAUGAGAAAUUUGCAAGGCCAAGGCAGGUUUCAAAAGUGAUGCCACUCUCUCCCCCAUUUGAAAAUUGUAUCCCCUGGGUAUGACCACUCUUCCAAGGCUUUAAACUUUCAUAGUAAUGCUGGUGAUUGACCUUAUCACAAAGGCAAUCCCUGAGUACCCUAGGAAAUGGGAUUUUCUGGCAUUAAACACCUGUAUUUUGUUAAAAAAAAAAAAAAGUGCCAUUCUUUGUGCCCCUCCCCAUGUUGCAUCCUAGAUGAUGUCUCCAUUGCUUGGCCCUAGUCUCAUCUCUAGAACAAAGAUAGUUCAUAGGUCUUUAGCACUUUAAGGUUUACAAAGCUCUUGAUGCACCACAAUCCUGUGAGGUAGGUAGUCUAAGGAUCACAAUACCCACUUUACAGAUGAGAAAACUUGAGGCUCAGUGAGGGGAAGUGGGAUAAAGUAUAUUAUGAUAUUGUAUAAUAUUAAAUACAAUUUUAUGUAUUGUUUACUCUGCUUGGUUUCAUUGAUUUUAAUAUAUGCUUUAGAAAGCUUUAUAUACCAUGCAGGUAUAAUACUUAAAGUUGAUUAAGUAUGGUGUUUGUGGUUAUUUAUAUUAAAAAUUAAAUGUCAAGAGUAUAACUGUCUUUUGGACUCUAGUAGCUCACACUGAUAUAGCCUGUUAUAGUUACAAAGCACUUUACAUCCAUUUCCUCAUUAGAUUCUUAGAAAAGAUCUGUGAGGGAGGUAGUACAGAGAUUAUUACCCCAACUUUACAGGUGAGAAAACUGAGGCUCAGUUUUUUACUCUCCUUUUAUACAAUAUAAAGAUUCCUAAGAGAAGGGAGCCCAAUCAGCAGCCACUGACCCCCAAUCCCUAACCUUAUUUCCUGCUCUAGGGAUUAAGGCUCAAAGGUGGACUAGCUUAUCCAAAGUCAAAUAGCAAGUAUGUGACUUAGUCGGCACCAGGUCUUCUUACCUGACAUCCAUGGCUCUUUCUGUUGUACUACACUGCUUCUAAUAUCAUUCUCCAGAGGAAAACCAAUCAACUUAAUUGAGAAUUUUUUUUUCAGGAAUGAAACUAAUAGCAUUUAGUACUGUAAGUAGGAGUAAGAUCUCCCUAUAAAGCAGCAUGCUUCCAAAAGCUGGUAGGUGUCCAUCUCUUUCAUGACUCUACUCACCAGUGUAUUAGGGUCUCAUGAUCUCUGACAUAUGCAAGAACAUGGAAGGACUCAGGUGUUGCCACAAAUGCAACUGUUGCUGACUUUGUAACAUAGCAUCUUUGCUGCCUGGGCCUUUGUGUAUGUUGUGCCUAAACUCUCCAGUAGUUUACAGUAUGUCCCAAUGCAUGAGUUUUCACCAGAAGAACACACAAAACAGAAAAACAUAAAUAUAAAUGCAUAGGGAAAGUCACCCAGAUAACCUGAUUUCUUGGAACCAUGCUGUUAUUAGAGUGGGAUCUUAUUUGGCUCACUUGUUCUUUCUCCUAUCAACAUCCUCAGCUUAAAAUCACAAUAUAAAGCCCACAUUAAUAAAACACCAGCCCAAUACCUCCAAUAUUUCUGUUUUUCUUAGCUGCCGAUAGGCAACUUUGAGAGGCUGGUGCACUUGUUAGGGCUCUUGGUUGCAGCUACUGCCUUCUUCAUAUUACUUCCCCUGCAUUUGUAGUUGGGGCAACAGUGAUACAGGACAGGUGGGUUAACUUUUCCAACUAUCAAAUGGCAAUAACAGUUCUUUGUGACCUUUUUUGUAAGGGAGAAAUGAUAACAGCAAUCUUUGGAAAACUGUAUCCAGUCUUCAUAAAGUCUUUAGAUGCUUUUAAACUUAAAUAUCUGCUUGUCAGAAUGAUGGAACCUUUUCUUCCUAAAACUUUUGAAGUAGAUAGUUUAGGAUAAAGAAGGAAUAGAUGUGUGUGUUAUUUCAGAUGCUAUUACAAAUGGAAGUUUGCCCUUUGGUAAGUCCAUAUCAUUUGGAGGAAGAACAUUCAAUUUGCUUUUUGAUGCCAGUAACAGACUUGUUCUUUACUCCUUACAAUGAAUGAUAGCCAUGUAUUGGAAAAUGUAUAGGAUUGAGAGUCGGCAGACUUGAGCUCAAGUCUCAGAGGCUCUAGUCUCUGCCACUUAAUAGUCAUGUCAUCUGAGGCAAGUCUCUUCAUUCUUUCGGGCCUGGGCAUUGUCAUCUAUAAAAUGGAGAUAGUAAAACUUGCUCUGCCUUAACAGUUAUGUUAUACAUAUGGUACGAUUGAAAAAGUCCUGGAUUUGGAAUGAGGACUGGAGUCCUAGCUCUCUGCUCCUUAUGAGCUGUGGGACUGAGCAGGUUACUCCUUUAAGCCUCAGUUAGUAGUAUCUUGUAGCGAAGACUAUAUUUGAAGAGGGGGACCUCAGUUUUGGGCUCCAUUACUGACUGGGUGGCCUUGGGAAAGUUACCUCACCACCCUGGACCUCUGUUUCCUCCUCUGUGAAAUGAGGGUUUGGGAAUUAAUUAAUUUCAUUCCAGAUCUACAAUCCUCUGAUACCAUGGAUGAAUACUUGCAUUGCCCACCUCACAAGCUAGUGGUAACAAAAGCACUUUGUAAACUGUAGAGUGCUAUAGAAAAGUGAGCUGCUAUUAUUAUUAUUAUUAUUACAUGAUUAAGGUGUGAGAUAAAGGAGAGUAAGUAUGUAAAAUGCUUUGUAGAAUGUAAGGUCCUUGAUGGUAAGGACUGUGCUACUUUUAUCUUUGUCUAGCACAGUAUCUUUUAGAAAGUGAAUGCUUUAUAAAUGUUGUUUUUGUUUGUUUGUAAACCUCACAGCACUAUAUAGAUGUCAGCUGCUAUUAUUAUUAAUAAAUGUGAAAGCACUUUGGAAACCAUAAAGCGCUCUACAAAUAUAAAGUUGUUAAAAGUUUAAAACCUGCCAAAGACUUCAGAGAGCCCCAUGUAUCCCAGUUAAUUUCGCUAUUUAAAUAAUUCUAUUUGUGAUGUCAUUAUCUGGUGGAGACUGUUGAGAUGAGUCAUGUCCUAUGUGCUGAUAUAGAUGUGAAUCUCAGCAGCGUCAGACCCCUUUCCCAUAACUCAGCACCACUUAGAUCACAUCCAGGCUACCUGACUAGGGGUUAACCACCUACAAAGAACAGUAAACAAGAGCAAUGGGCUUGUGGGUUUUGUUUAGCCCACCACUUACAAAAAGCUAAUUCUUCCUGAUUGAUGGACAAGUUAUUACAGAGUUAUCUGGAGCCUCAUCACUGAAGUGCCAACAAUUUGGAUGGCUUCCCUCAGCUGCUUCAAUCCUCCUUCACCUCCUGUCAGCAAAGAACAUGAUCCAACCAAGCAGUCCUGUGGAUUGACGGAUUCAUUAUCAGCACUCCACAGCCCUUUCUCCUGUGAUGGACAGGUUUCUCUGGCCUCUGAAAAGGUGCAUUCUGGGAAGAGCAGAGUAGCCUUAAGAAAUAGCAUGGUUGGGCAAAAAGAGUGCCAGGCUGGGAGUCAAAAGACUUGGUUUCUAGUCCUAGUUCUACCACUCAUGUGACCCCAAAAGAGUCACUUUCCUAUCCUAGACCUCAUAUCCCACUUGGUAAGAUGAGGAGAGUGAAGGGAUAAGAUCUCUCUCAGCUCCAUCAUUCUGUGAUCUUAAAUCCUUUUUCUUCUCUGGGCCUCACUUCAUCUAAAAUAAAGAUAUCGACCUAGGUGCCCUUUAAAGGUCCUGUAAAUGUACGUCUGUGUUUCCAGAUUGUCAGGGCCUUCCUUCUAAUUUUUGAUUGUUAUAUCUGUUCUCCUGGGUAUGAGAGUUUGAACUUGGGGCUAGAAUUUAUUCCUGUUCCUAUUGCAGAAGUUAAAUCCCAGAGAAGGAAAGUUAUGCUCACAGUCAUAUAGGUAUUAAGUAGCAGGAAUAGAAUUCACACAGGUCUUCUGACUUCAGGUCUAGUGUUUGGGUCAAGAAUGAGCCCACCGUCCGAAAAUUCAAUUCAACAAACAAACAUAAAGUUUUUUUCAGUGCCUUGGAUUUCGGCAGCGAGGACACAAAGAUGGAAUGAAAAAUGGAACUUUCCAACCUCAGAGAGUUUAUUGUUUAAUAUAUAGGAUAGAUCAUACAUUUAAAUCAGUAUAAAUCAAGAUAGAAUGUCAGAUAAGGUAGAUCUAGUCAUGUUAUUUUGGGAAAAUUUGAGGACCAAAGUACAGCUUCAUAAAGUUAGUGGUACCUGAGCAGAAUCUUGAAUCAAGAUAAUACUUUAAAGGGAUGGAAGGUUUGAACUUAAUGAUUCAAUCAGGUUCUGGAGAAUUGGGCCCCUUUUCUGACACUGAGUUUAUUACCUUGGCUUGGGAACCCAUUCUGACCUUUCUAUUCCCCACAACCCAAAGGACUCCUGCUUAUCCUUGGUAGGGACUGGUCUCAGGAUUGAUGUAGACUCAAGCCUAACGGAGUGGGUAUAGAAAGGGAAAGAAGAGCCUGUUGCCAGAAGAGAAAAACAAAAGGAAGGGAUUUAUGCUUGUGGGUCAAUUCUUACAUCUACUUAUGGUAAAUACUUCACUAUUUAUAAAAUAAUUACAGAUCUUUCGUGUAGUACUCAAGGUGGGAGCUACUGACUUUUCCCUUUUACACCCUUCCUUUUAGAGUUUUUUUCACAAAGCAACCCAAGGGCAGUUUGAAUAACCCAGUUACCCUGAAGAAAGAUGGAGAAAGAAGAAGAACCUGGGAGAGAAUGAGUAUAUUCUUCCAGGUUCUGAGGCAUAUUGAGGGGAAAUUUAGUUAAUAUGAGUAAAACAUAACAUAAUCUAAUGAAUGAGGGAGAAGCCAAUGGUAAAAUCUCCCUGUAACUCUGGAUAGGGGUUGAAGACAAACUCAUUUGAAUAGGUUAAAGGGAGGAGGUAGGGGGCAGAUGUACAUAGUACCCAAAGAAAUCCUUAGAGUGGGAGAGCAGCAUAGGUAGCAAAUGUAAAGUGCAUGAGGGCAGCAGAACUCUGAAGCUAAGCCACAGGAAAUGGAGCAGAGACAAUGAGCUCUGCCUUUGAAGGGCUCACAAAGACCUGACCAAUGUAACCCGUGAUGCAUAGAUAGAACUCCAGAGGAAAGAGAAACGUGGUCCAAAGAACCUUCAGAGGGAAGCACCAACAGGAAAGUGCGGAACCUUCUCCUCCCUCUCCAGUGCCACCCAAGAGAGUACUAAAAGACAAGAAAGAAUAAAAAGUAGUAAAUUCAGUAACCCUAUGCUUGCUAAACUUUCCUAGCAAGAACUCCUUGCUAGGAAAACAAGAAAGCAAGUUGAGAGAAAUUAAUUUUAGAUUUCUAUCACAUUAUCAUAAACUUAAAAUGGAUAUGAUAUAAAUAGGAAAGGUUACUCCAUUAAAAAAAAAAUGAAAAAAUCACAUUACGUUUUUAUGUCAUAGUGAUGUCUAAGAAGAGUUCUUGACCCUACAGGAAAUAGAGGUGAUCACAACAAAAUCGAUCAUUUCAAUUAUAUAAAAUUGAAAAAACCUGUGAACAAACAAAAUGCAACCAGGAUAAGAAGGGUAGCUGUCAAAAGUGGGUUAAAAUCUGCAUCAAGCAUUUUUAAUCUUUUGGUGCCUUUAUUUCCUCAUCAGUAAAAGGAAGGGGUUGGACUCAGUGGCCUCCAAGGUCUCUUGUAGCUCUAAACCUGUGAUAUUAUGGUCAUUCACACAAAUAACUCAGAAUGAAUAAGUGAUUAAAGGGUAGGAAUACACAGUUCUUAGAAUUGUAAACUAUUAAUAACAAAAUGAAAGAUCACUCCAAAUCACUAACAAUAAGAGAAAUGCAAAUAAAAACAACUGAGAUUUUCCUAACUCCAGCCAAUUGGCAAUGAUAAAAGAUGGAAAUGUAUAAUUUUGGAGAAGCUCUGGAAACUCUCCACAUUAACAUCCUGUUGUUGGAGCUAUGAUUUUGGUCCAGCCGUUCUGGAAAGUAAUUGGAAUCAUGCUAAAAAAAAGUUAUAAAAUAUCCACACCAUUUGAUCCAGAUAUCCCACAUUAAGUAUUUAUCCCAGGAAAGUUAGACAAAAAGGAAGGUGCCAUUUACACGAAAAUAUUGAUGGCAACACUUUUUAUGGUCGCAAAGAAUGGGAAAUUGUAGUUGCACACUGAUUGGAGAAUGGCUGAACAAACUAUUCCAUGAAUAUCACUUUUAAGAAAUGAUUAUGAAGAACUCACAGGCUCAUGCAUUUGAGGCUGGAAAGGACCUUAGGCAUUAUUUAGACUUGCCCCUUCAUUUUUUAGAUGAACUAAAGCUGAGAAAAGUUAAAUGAUUUGCCCUGCGUCAUACUGCUGGUAAUUGUCAGAGGAUUUGAACCCAGAUCUUUCUAAUUCCAAGUGCAGUACUCUGUUCACUACUCUGUUCCCUCUGGCAUGGGAAGCCUUAUGAACUGGAGUAAAGGAAGCAGAACUUGGGAAAUGUACCACAAUGGUUACAACAAUGAAAAGGGAAGAAAAAGGAAAUAGUAUGAUUAUGACCAAGAAGAGUUCAGGAAGUUCACCUUUCUCCCAUCUUUGCAGAGGGGGUGGGGGGUUUUGGGUGUGGAAUUUUGUGUACACUCUCAAACUUGAUGUUGUAUAGAUUUUGCUGUAGUGCUUUUCUUUCUUUCAUUGUACAAGGGGAUGAUUUAUGUAGGAGGGAAAGGGGUAUGUAUAUUUAGAAAUAAAGGUGAUAUAAAAAAUUUUUAAAAAUAUUUUAAAAUACAAAUAAAGACUUUAUUAGGGGGAAGGGUAGCCUGCCUGAAGGGGUAAGUAUUUCAGCUCAAUAUGAAUU
Molecule: messenger RNA, 10050 nt
Organism: Dromiciops gliroides (monito del monte)
Lineage: Eukaryota; Metazoa; Chordata; Mammalia; Microbiotheria; Microbiotheriidae
Gene: RPRD1B
Product: regulation of nuclear pre-mRNA domain containing 1B
Exons: 8
Coding region: 405-1412 (335 amino acids)
Biological process (GO): mRNA 3'-end processing
Cellular component (GO): RNA polymerase II, holoenzyme
Molecular function (GO): RNA polymerase II C-terminal domain binding
Source: RefSeq, a predicted model, not a curated record